AUGGGCAAUCAAUCAUAUUCUGAUGUGUUUCCUCAAACCCUUUAUCAUGAAGCUCGAGGCGAAGGUGAAACAGGAAUAGAAUGGGUUGCUUGGGUGAUUCGGAACAGGGCUGCAAAGAACCAAUCAUAUUGGGGUGGAAGCUCAAUUGACGAUGUAUGCCGACAUCCCGGUCAAUUCGAAUGUUGGGACGGUCGUCCAACUCCAAUUGAUGAACCCGACAAAUUGGAACAAUGCCAGCGGAUAGCACGUGAGGUAAUGUCGAAAGAUGCGAGCGCGGAUCCAACUGGCGGAGCAGAUCAUUACAAUAAUCCUGACAAAGAAGGCUAUCCAAGUUGGACAAAUAACUGUGACAGACUAGCAAAGGUUGAUAAUCUUUCGCCUACUAUUCGUAAAAUUUUUUCUAAAAAUCCAUUAUAUGCUCUUCAUUUUGGUAGUCAAUUAUCUCAAGAUAAAAAAUAUCUUGCUCAAUAA
This is a messenger RNA of Adineta steineri, 471 nucleotides long. Lineage: Eukaryota; Metazoa; Rotifera; Eurotatoria; Adinetida; Adinetidae. The record is from the annotation of a GenBank genome assembly.